Molecule: messenger RNA, 849 nt
Organism: Trypanosoma cruzi
Lineage: Eukaryota; Euglenozoa; Kinetoplastea; Trypanosomatida; Trypanosomatidae
Product: 60S ribosomal protein L13a, putative
Exons: 1
Coding region: 1-849 (282 amino acids)
Biological process (GO): negative regulation of translation; translation
Cellular component (GO): cytosolic large ribosomal subunit; ribosome
Molecular function (GO): structural constituent of ribosome; mRNA binding
Source: RefSeq, a predicted model, not a curated record
AUGUAUGCUUUUUUUUUUUGUAUUCAUGCCCCGUGUUCUCUCCCCUUUUACGCCAGCUUCAUUUCCCUCUGUGCAUGCGUCAUGUCCCCAUUGGUGUUGUGGGUUUUGCUCUUUUUCUUUUGUUUUUUUCCUUUGCACCCCACGCAGGUGUCUCCGGCGCACGCGUCAGCAACAGCGAAGAUGGUGCUUCCUACCCGCCAGGCCGUUGACCGACGCUCCCGCAAGGGCUGCAAGAAGCACCGCCCCGAGAUCAUCGUCGUGGACCUUAAGGACCACGUGCUGGGGCGUGCUGCCGCCAUCGUCGCAAAGCAGCUUCUGCUCGGCAAGAAGAUUACCGCGGUGCGUUGCGAGCAGCUGACGAUUGCAGGAACGGAAAUCCGCAACAAGAUCAAGUACCUGCAGUUCCUUCGCAAGCGGAAGCUGUCAAACCCGAAACUCGGUCCUUUCCACCACCGCAGCCCCUCCGACAUUUUUCUUCGCACGGUGCGUUCAAUGCUACCCCGCUACACCAAGCGCGGUCAGAAGGCCCUGCGCCAGCUGGUCGCGUACGAGGGCAUUCCCACGAACGUUGUGCGCACCGGUGGCCGUGUGGUCAUCCCCAAGGCGCAGCGACACUACUGCUACCGCAGUGAGCGUCCCUACACGGUGCUGGGGAACAUGUGCAAGCACGUUGGCUGGAAAUACAGCGAUGUUGUAAAGAAGCUUGAGACAGCCCGUGUGGAGAAGGCAACCCGCCACCACAAGAAGACGGAGAAGUUGCGCGCCGCCUGGAAGUCUGCGCGCAAGGAGGCUCUCUCGAAGGUCUCCAAGAAUAACUUGGAGGUGCUGAAGAAGUUUGGCUACGCGUAG